ACACCUAGAUUUCCUUGGUAUUCCGGUGCACUAGUGCACUUUUCUAAUCGUAGCUUUUAGUGGUGGUAAUGUAUUUGGAUUUUGUAAAAAAGUGUUUAUGUUCGCAGGCUUUUUUAUAUUGAAGGCAGUGUAGAUAUGGAUCUUAGGUCACCACUCAUGUACAGGGAACGCCAAGGCUAAGUUAUCUUUUCACGUUUUCUUACACAAAUAGGUUUAGUAUAUCCCGUAAACUAUUUCUGAAGAUCGUUUCACUAAGUACUAGACAUUAUACUCGAUUUCUGGUGCCAAUAGCUAAACAUUUUUCUUUGGUAUCAGAACAGACGAUUCUUUAAAAAAAUUUACUGUUUUUCUAAUCGUAGCGUACAGACGCACUUUUAUUUUUAAUUCCACACGCAAUGUUUACGUGUGGGAACAGAUAUCUAUCAUCACUGAAAUAGACUUGUUAAAUGCAUCAAUAAAAGAUCUGCGUGAUAUUUCGUCACAUAUCUAGUGGAUAUAAGGCGCCACCGCUCAUUAAAAUGAAUUUAUGAAUUCUUAAAAUUUCAAGGUGUAUUACGUAUAUCUAUUUGAAAGAUGCACGUCAUAUCCAACCAGAAAACAGCCGAUAUGGGAUGAAUUGAUGCCAACUGCCCGGUAUAAUUUAAAAGAAAAAAACUGAAUAGAAACGAGGUUUGUGCUCACACGGAAUAAAUUUAAGUUUUCCCUCACCAAAAUAACUGAAUAAGAGAAGCAGCUGGAACCUUUAUGCUAUUGAAAAUAUCAUGUAACUUUCAAAAAUCUACUUCUUGUUACUUUUGCAGUUUGCUAACUUGUGCUGUUCAAUAUGGUGGUAUGUGAAUUCGUGUAGUUCCCGAAUAUGUUGUUUGGACGUAUUAGUUGCAUUUGACUUUGCAAGACAAGUGUUUAUUCAGUCACACUAAGGAUCGUAUCUUCGGAUAAUGUAAAGGGAACUAUUCUUCAUACUCGUAGCUAUUUGCUCUUUGGGAAAUCCUUGAUUGUAUUUGUUUCUUUUUUAUUUUCGUGUUCUAAGUCUUCGUGACAGUUUGACGUGUGUAUAAAACUUACGGAUAAUGGAUGAGGAAGUUCUAACUACUCUGAAGAUACUGAUAAUAGGCGAGAGUGGUGUUGGAAAAUCCAGUUUAUUAUUGCGUUUUACGGACGAUAAUUUCGAUCCUGAUCAACCAUUAACAAUUGGCGUGGAUUUCAGACAUAAGAAACUAAAAGUCAACGGAAAUUGGGUAAAGUUAGCAAUAUGGGAUACUGCAGGCCAGGAGCGGUUUCGAACACUCACGCCGAGUUACUACAGAGACGCACAAGGUGCCAUUCUAGUAUAUGACAUCAGCAACAGGACAUCAUUUGAUCGGUUGGAGACGUGGUUGAACGAACUGGAUUUGUACUCAAACAGACAAAACAUUGUUAAAAUGGUUGUCGGAAAUAAGAUAGAUGUGGAGCAAGAGCGGCGCGAAGUGACGAAAGAGGAAGGCCUGAGCUUCGCCCGGAGGCACGCAACGCUGUUCAUAGAAUCCAGUGCCAAGACGCGCGAAGGCGUGCAGAUGGCUUUUGAAGACCUUGUGCAGAAGAUAAUUGAACAGCCCGGCCUGUGGGAGACAGGAGGUCCAGGUUCGAUCCACGUGCGAGAAGAGGACAGCGGUGAAGGUGCUCCGGCUUGCGCUGGGUGGAAGUGCCAGCUCGUCUGAGGUCUGCGGCCGGCGCGUCCGCCAUCUGGGAGGGGUGUGCCAGGACGCGCGCUCUUGUGUAAAUGGAGGCGUAUUUGGAGACUCCUACUGAUAUGGCAUGUCCUAUCAGUUCUCAUUUUUGUUGCACUGACUAACAAGUUGUGUUGUAAUGGAGUCUUAACGUCAUUGGGAAGAGUGGGAGGGAGGGGCUAAGAGAGAUACGUAACAACUGUAUCAUAUGGUUGAUUUUUAAACUGUCAUUUUUAUCAGUACUGUCUUGUGCAGUCUUGUUUACAAAUGGAUGCUUUUUAGAAGUUUAAAUGCAUGUUGGAUAUUAAUUUUGUAUAAGUCUGUAGUCCACAGCACUUGGUAAAUUAUAUGUAUAUAGCAUAAUGCAUUUUUGUAUGUUUCAAUAUGUAGAAAUCUGAAAUAAAUUUUUGUGAAGCUCGUA
This is a messenger RNA of Schistocerca gregaria, 2127 nucleotides long. Its product is annotated as ras-related protein Rab-18-like. The record is from RefSeq and is a predicted model, not a curated record. Lineage: Eukaryota; Metazoa; Arthropoda; Insecta; Orthoptera; Acrididae. The transcript is spliced from 5 exons. Gene Ontology annotation, molecular function: GTP binding; GTPase activity. Bases 1071 to 1697 code for a protein of 208 amino acids.